Messenger RNA from Raphanus sativus (radish), 1149 nucleotides. RefSeq names its product protein RGF1 INDUCIBLE TRANSCRIPTION FACTOR 1-like. The record is from RefSeq and is a predicted model, not a curated record. Bases 157 to 804 code for a protein of 215 amino acids. Lineage: Eukaryota; Viridiplantae; Streptophyta; Magnoliopsida; Brassicales; Brassicaceae. The transcript is spliced from 4 exons.
UCGACUUUUCUGCGGAUAAGAACGCCUCUUAGUUCUUGUUUCUACACGCGCUUCUCUCUCUCUCCUCUGCUCUGUUUCCUCAACUCUCUCUCCUUCUGUUUCUCUCACUAAAAACUGGCGAUCGAAGAGAAUCAACAAGCUAUUGUCAGAGAAAUCAUGGGAGCUGAAGAAGAAACCAACAAGAGUUGGCCUCCAUGGCUUAAACCUCUGCUUCAAGAGAAGUUCUUUGUACAAUGCAAAUUACACGCAGAUUCACACAAGAGUGAGUGUAAUAUGUACUGUUUAGACUGUACCAAUGGUCCUCUUUGUUCUCUCUGCCUCUCUUUCCACAAGGAUCAUCAAGCCAUUCAGAUAAGGAGAUCAUCAUAUCACGAUGUGAUAAGAGUCUCGGAAAUUCAGAAAUUUCUGGACAUAACAGGAGUUCAGACAUAUGUGAUUAACAGUGCUAAGGUUGUCUUCUUGAACGAGAGACCUCAGCCUCGACCAGGUAAAGGCGUUGUCAACACCUGCCAAGUCUGUUAUCGCAGCCUCGUUGAUUCCUUCAGAUUCUGUUCUCUUGGUUGCAAGAUCUCUGGAACGUCGAAGAAUUUCGAGAAAAAAAGAAAGGAUUGGACAAACAAUAUUUCAGAUUCUGAUGAUUCGUAUAGCAGUACUACUACUAGUAUCGAGAGACUCAAGAAGAACAAUGACGUUCUUAAUAACAAUAGUUUCACGCCAUCAACACCACCACUAUCGGCCGUAAAUGGCCGAAUAGUGAAACGAAGGAAAGGAAUUCCGCAUCGUGCUAAGGACUUCCGAUGGUAAUGUAGAAUUAAUGCUAGUAACACUCACCAGUAGUGGGGGGGGGGUAUGGGUUUGUAUAUAUAUACCUGUAGUGGUCUAAAGCGAUGUAUAAAGAGAAGCUUAAAGUUGCCAAAAAAAAGAGAAGCUUAACAUGAUAGUGUGAAAUAGUAGAUACUAAAGGUUAAAAGUGGGGAAGAAGUGGGGAAGAUUAUAGAAUGAAGAAUGAAAGAAAUGCUUUUGCCUGUAUAUUUUAGGCUCAAAGGGUAAUAUGUAAAUACAGAAUACUGUUUGUGGAUCAAAUAAUAGUAAUAAAAGUAUGUGAUACAAUGCAAAUGUUAAUGAAAUAAAGGCAUUUUUAACAUUCGA